AUGCGAGUCCACAUUCCAUUGCUUUUUGCAGCAGUUGCAAUCACGCAUGCUACCAAAGCCGAGCCAGCAAUUUUAGUCGGUGUGACCACGAAUAAAUCAAUCACCGAGUCAAGCUCUACUGCGGCUAGAGAGAAAGGCGACGAGAUGACGAAUGCGAACGUUUUGGUAAAAGAGGUUGUUGCCGAAGAGAAGACAAGAAGAACUAUUGCCACUGGGAGUCCGACUAAACCCUCUGAAGAGUCAACCUAUACUGCGGGUAGAGACGACGGCGAAAGGAUGUUAGAGAGACUCAGCGAAAUGGUCGAUAAGGUAAAGGAUGCAGUAAGUUCUAAGGUGGGCAAUAAGGAUCAAUUUUCUUACAAGAUGGACAAGUUAGGCAAAAUGAUUAUGUCUGUCAAAGAGUCUUCGAGUAAGUCCGUAAAAGAGCCAUCGAGUAAGCCCGUGGAAGAGUUAUCGAGUAAGUCAGUACUGUAUGCUGUUAAGCGAGUGGAGAAUGGUUUGUUUCUUUACUGGAACAAAAAAGCGCAACCACUCAAUAAAGCUUUUGAGCUUCUGAAGCUGAAUCCCAAGAUGACGCCUGCAGAGCUGUUCGGAAACCCUUCAUUUCGUUGGUGGAUUGAUUAUUCGGAUUUUCUCUUCAAGCAAGUCGCGCGUAAUAAGAAAACAGGAGAAUUUUUGAUGGAAGUGUUCAAGUUCAAGCCUUCAACUAAUCUUGCUUGGCUAAGACAUGCACGAGAAGAAGAAAGUACGAAAGAGCUAGCUAACAGGGUGUGGACCAAUCUGUUAAGGGAACAUUUACACGGUGAUACCAACCCGGAAAUAAUCGAGACAAAGCUAAUGAUACCGCCAAAAUCAUUCCACGACGAUAAAGAUUUAAAAAAUUACGAACUUCUGUACGAUAAAAGAGAAAAGGACGCUGAGAAAAAGAAAAGUGACUACGAAGUUGAGAAAAUGAAUAAGAAGUUGCGAGAAGAAAAGCGAAAGAAAUUAAACUCAGAAGAGACAAAGAGAUUGGAGCAAGAAAUGAUAACAAAGAGGGAGGAAGAUUAG
This is a messenger RNA of Peronospora farinosa, 1050 nucleotides long. NCBI's taxonomy places the organism in Eukaryota, Oomycota, Peronosporomycetes, Peronosporales, Peronosporaceae. The record is from the annotation of a GenBank genome assembly.